Molecule: messenger RNA, 7277 nt
Organism: Mercenaria mercenaria
Lineage: Eukaryota; Metazoa; Mollusca; Bivalvia; Venerida; Veneridae
Exons: 32
Coding region: 189-4763 (1524 amino acids)
Molecular function (GO): calcium ion binding
Source: RefSeq, a predicted model, not a curated record
ACGGUAUGCGGAAGCUAAGCUGUAAUUUUAAUGUUGAAUGAAGAGUACAAUUAAUUUUUCAUGCUUGUCUAACAUAAUUUUCAGUGAAGCAAAUAAAUUUACCUCUGGUGAAUCAAAAUACGUGAAGGAUUUCAGUCAGGCUAAUUUCGUAUAAAAAGACGACUUGCACGUGCCUUGGAGAGCUUACAAUGUUUCCAAGUUCAGGAAAUUUGCCUAACUUAUCGGCUAUAUGGGCCAGUGAGGAGUGCUCAGAGUCAUUUUGUGCAGGGGAGAACUUUCUUACACGAAUGUUUGAUUACAUGUUACAAUUUGUGAAAGAAUUAGGUCAAGGAUGUCAGAUAGAACUUUUUAAAAGAUAUAUAAAAACUCCCUUGCAGGAAUUCAUUAUCAGAAUACAUAGAAUGGCACAAUUCAUUGAAAAGCAAUCACAGGUGGAGUCGCUGAUGAAAAGCUAUGUUGAUGGCGCAAAUGACCCUGACCGUGGAAAGUCAUAUGAAAAGCAUAUUCCAACGAAGAGAAAGCUUGGCCGUACAUCUAAAGACAUUAGUUGGUCUGAACAUGUACCAAACACAAGCAGUUUUCAGUCAGAGAUCUGCCCCGAUAACUGUAGCCGGAAUUCUUUCCAUCUCAUCAAAGAGGAGAAUAUAAAAGAGACAUCAUUGCUGGAAGUAGAGGUUCCGUCAGAAAUCUUUCAAAUCAGUAAUACCGAGGAAGAACUUACCAUCCAGAAAUCUCACAGGAAACAUAUGCAAAUGGAAAUGUGUUUCGCAUACCGGAAACGCCCGAGUGUUCUUUACGACUGUAUUAAAGUGAAUGUAGACGCCGUCAUUAUGGACUGUUGGUUUUACGAACAAAAUCAUCUUGAACUUAAUAUUCUACAUUCGGCGUUGAAAAUGUGGCUUUACGCACAAGAAACAAGGUACCAAAACGCGAGUAGUUGUCAGCGACAUACAGGUAUAUGUGCUGCAGAAAGCAUAGAAGAGCCAUGCAGAUUAAAUGAAAAUGCCCAUAUAAAACAGGCCUUUCACAAUGAUUAUGAAAAUUCAGUUGAGAAAACCUGUUUAAAAGAAACAGACUGUGUACCAAAGAAGAAAACAGUGAAGGUCGGAAGUGAAACAGGGGAGUCUAAAGAAAACAUUCUUGAAAAUGGUACAUCAAAUAGAGGAAUAUACAAGAGAAGGUCCUGGCGGCUGCUUGAACUCAUAAAUGUUUUGCUUUUUUUGCAAGCUCUUUUGUCAUCAGUCUGUGGAGCUCCACAACCUACAGAACCGAACGCUUCAAAUAAAGAGAUGGUGCAAUCGAAACAAAUACUACUUACGAGAAACUGUAACCAGGAAAAUCUCUAUGAUUUAAAUCAAACAGAUUUUUCUCAGCUUAUGCUUCUUACUGACAUGUGUCGCUUUAAGGAACUUUGCAGUUUAGAAGAAGAGCCAGUUUGCCUAAUCACACAAGGCAAAGACGUAUUCGUCUGCCAAAGAAAGAACUUAAAAUGCACGAAAGAUAGUGCAUGCACGGAACCAUGCGGAGACAGAUAUGUUAGGAACGACUACGGCGUCGUUAAUUUCAAAUCUACCGAACAUCAUCAAUCAUAUAGCAGAGGUUGUGUGACAAAUAUAACUGUUAGACACGACCACGAAGGCGUACUUUUUCUGGUAAUUGUGUUGACAGUUAUUGCAUGCUACUGUUUAAAAAUAGACUGUAAAUGUGCAAUGUCAUUUUGCAAGAGAGGGGAACAAUUCAGACAAUAUUUUGCACGUUAUAUACAAACUGAAGGAGCUAUUGUAAAGAUUGGAAUCAUUUCACAAGAACUAGAUGCAAGCAAUGGUAAUGACGGUGAUGAAGUUGAAUUCAAUUAUGACGCUGAGGCUUUUGCUUUAGAUGAUGGGGCUAUUACAGAUGUCGACGGUUAUGACAGUAGAGACAAUUUUGAAGAUUUUGGCUGCAAAGUGAUUCUUUUGACAAAGCAUUCUUUUGAUGCUUCUAACAACAAAGCAGAACCACAUCUUGAAAACACAGAGAACAAAAGAAAAGAGUCAUUGAGGAAGAAACACCAAGAUGUAAACACUAUCGUAUCCUCAGCAGACAACGAUGAAUUUGAAAAAGGCAGAAACGCACAUGCGAAGUUUAGCAGACCGGUUUCAGAUGUCGAAAGUAAGAAACAGAAUGAGAAGGUACCAAUGGAAAUAAAACAGAAAGUAGCCGAAACUUCUAGCUUUUAUCAUUCAAUACAAGCGAUGGCAAAGUUUAUAAACACUUUGAGACCUCUAGUCGUACUGGGAAUGCUCACACUAGUGGAUUCUAAGUCUUUAGCUAGCAGAAGUAGAGGUGCAACCGAUCAAAAUAUUUAUUCGUACGACCUGCUUAUUACAAGUCCCUGCAGUCUAACAACUUUUAAUAGAUCACAACCAUGUCAACUUAGUGGAUAUCAAUUAGCAGAUACGAUCCAACAUUGCGGAUUCCAAGAAAUGUGUAAAGAAGGAUACAAAGCGAGAUGUGUGAACACGCUGCAAGGUGGUAUGGCGCAUAUCUGCUCCCCGGCAAAUCUAUCAUGCCAAGAGGGCAUACGGAGAAAAGCUUGGAUAGAUAAGGACAAUCAAAGUGUUGUAAGAGUUCAGGAAGAAAAGUGCCCUAAGGGCACAUUUCAACCCGCCAAGUCAAAUUGUUUUGACGCAUGUACGGAGAAACAUUUGGAUACCACAAAUAUUCCGGAGAAGUAUGUGUUAUACCGUAAAGGCAACGCCAGCUCAGCGACAUAUGUCUACUGUAAUUACAAGAAGAGAUAUUUCAAUCUAAAAAACAAAACAUUACUUAACUAUGAUCAAGAAAGUGCUUACGAUCAUUACUUCUGUUUGCAUAUAAAUGACAUUCCUCCACAUUUGAUUAAUUGUUCUGGACAGAAAUCGCCGCUUCCAAACGGUACAUGCGCCUCUGAAUGUUUGCCAGGAGAAUGUAGAGAUGACCAUGACGACUUUAUCUGCAAAUUGAAUUGCAGUCACAGUGCAGUGGACAGUGAUGAUGAUGAUAAAGUUGUACAGCUAAAUGAAGAUGAAUGCCAUAAAGACUAUGAUCUUUGCAAAAAUGGUGUAUGUCACAAUACGCCUGACGGCUACAUGUGCGAAUGUUCUGAAGGGUUUACGCUUGACCGAAAAACGCAGGAAUGUCUUGAAACCCAACUGAAUCAGAAUGUUAUCGAGGUAUACAAAAUACAAGAGCCAGACAUAACACAAGACAAGCCAACAUAUACGAACAACUUGUUAAUUGUGCUAUCAUCAAUUUCAGGUGUUCUUCUAUUACUGCUGAUUGUUCUCGUACUUACCGUUCUGUGUUUAAGAUAUCGGCGUAAAACAGCCAGCGACGCCCCAUCUACUUCAUCUGAUGGAAGUGAAGAGUGUACGCCGUCUACUUCGUCUAUGUCGACUGUUCGUCGUCUUUUAAUUUAUUUUCCUCAUUAUGUAGCUUCUGAGGUUACUGAAACUAAACCUAUGAAUGGAAAAGUACUUCCGAUUAACAAAGUCAAGGAGAUGGAAAUUAAAACUUCUAGCCAUGUGGUGUUUGAAAAGGAAGUACAAUCUGUUCAUAUUUACCAGAACAAAAAUGGUACAGAAAGUGUCAAUCAACAUUCACGGAAACAAAAUUGCAUGGUGGACGUGAAUAGAUGUGAUGAACGUUUCGAUUUGGCGACAGAGGAUAGACAGACUACAAACAGUAAGAUAGUUAGAGAAAAUAAAAAUGAAACCGACGUAACAAGAUUACAAGAGGUCAAAGACUGUGAACCUGCAUUUCACGAUGAUGUAACAAUUCCACUACUGCCUAUGGAACCUGAUUUAGGCUGUGAGGAGGAGGAAUCAUCAAAGCAUCGUCAGAAUGAUGACGCAAAAGAUCUACAUGAGUUUAAAAAAGAUAUUGAUGACACUGAUACACAAGCUGAAGUGAUCAGCAAGAAGGACUCUAUGAUGUCAUGCGGAGCACUUAUCUACAAGAACAAAGUAGCUGGAACUGUGUUUCGUGUUGGGGCUUUUUUUGUAAUGACGGCCUUUCAUGUGAUUAGAGACAUCAUCAAAGAUCCAACAGGAAAGAGACGCUAUGUUUAUUCGCGCCUUGAAAAUUCCAAUGAUGUAACUGUAAACUUCAAUGGAUCUAUUCUCCACCCUUCCAGGCGAAGGUUCCGUUUAAAACACCGUUUUCACGAUGAACAAUUAGAUGUGGCAAUCCUUGAGAUAAUGGACAUUACAGAUCUCGAAGAUAUUCCAAAAGGACUUCUAUUAUGGAAAUACGACAUUGUUCACUUAGAGGUGAAAAAGAUUUCCAUGAUAGGCUUUGGGCAUGCAGGUAAUCCUUAUGAAAAAUAUUCGGAAACAUGUGAAAUUAUACAGGAUUUUCAGAAACGGUACAGGGAAGCACUUGCCAGUUUAAGUAACAACAGGCAAGAAUAUAUAGAUGACUUACAGAGAAGCAGAAAGGAUCCAUCAUUUGUAGACUUCGGAUACGCAAAUCUUGACAGCCAAGACUUUAUUAAAUUUGAUUGCUUCAUGACAAACGGACUUUCAGGAGGACCUAUCCUAAAAAUUGAUGGCAAUUCGACUAAAGUUAUUGGCAUAGUUUUAGGCGGAAAACCAGAUUUUUAUUAUCAGUUGUCUACCAAAAAACAACAUUCGUUUGAAAAGAGAUACUUAUUUGAAGUUGGAAUGAAAAUGCAAAUGAUAUAUGAGAAAAUCGUUUCGAAAGAUAGAGCCCUUGCCGAACAAAUCUUUUACGGAGAAUAAGAGCAACAAAUAACACAUUUUGGAUGUUCUCCGAUACCCGUCUCUUUCACUGUUGUUUACAUUUAAUAUCUAAAGGUUUGAAGCUCGUAUUACUUGUUUUGAAAAACAGGCAUCUACUCUAGAGAUAGAUAUACGUCUGCUGACGUUUCAAUCAGAAUAAGAUCAGUUGUUAUUUACAUACAUUCUACUUAUUGUUAGGAAGGCAUACAGUUAAUUAAAAUUGUUUAGGUCAAAUGUAUAUCUGCUUUGCUUUUUCGCUCAAAAACUCAAUCAAAACUGCGAACUAAAAAUAAGAAAAAUCAAGAUUUUAGUGCAAGCGUGAAAAUAAUUAGAACUGUCAAGUUAGUAUGUGCAAAAUAUCGAGCCAAAAACUCGUGCGAAAUAGCAAUUAUGACAGAAGCAGUCUUAAUUAAGCGUAUGGAAGUUUUUAUAUAAAUGUAUAUGCACAUAUUACAUAGAUUAUAAUACUUUCCUAUACUCUUGUGUACAUACUAUCAUGCCUCAUCUUUUGUAUCAUUUUUUUAGCUCACAUGAGCCAAAGGCUCAGGGUGAGCUAUAGUGAUCACUCACCGUCCGGCGUCCAUCGUCCGUCGUCCGUUGUCCGUCCGUAAACUUUCACUUUAAACGACAUCUCCUCAUAAACCGCUGGGCCAAUUUCAUCCAAACUUCACAAGAAUGUUCCUUGGGUAAAGCUCUACAAAAAUUAUUCAAACAAUUGAAUUCCAUGCAGAACUCUGGUUGCCAUGGCAACCGAAAGGAAAAACUUUAAAAAUCUUCUUCUCAAAAACCAGAAGCCCUAGAGCUUAGAUAUUUGUUGUGAAGCAUUGCCUAGUAGACCUCUGCCAAGUUUGUUUAAAUUGACCCCGGGGUCAAAAUUGAUCCCGCCCGAUGGGUCAUAUGAUUUUACAUAGAAAAAUCUUAAAAAAUCUUCUUCUCAAAAACCAGAAGCUCUAGAGCUUAGAUAUUUGACAUGACCCCAGGGGUCACUUGAUUUUACAUAGAUUUCUAUAGGAAAAUCUUCAUUUUAAAAAAAUAAUAUAAACCAGAAGGCCUAGAGCUUAGAUAUUUGACAUGUAGCAUUGCCUAGUGAACCUCUACAAAAUCUGUUCAAAUCAUGACCCCCGGGUUCAAAAUUGACCCCGCCUCAGGGGUCACUUGAUUUUACAUAGGAAAAUCUUCAAAGUUUCUAAAAAUAAACCAGAAGGCCUAGAGCUUAGAUAUUUAACAUGUAGCAUUGCCUAGUAGACCUCUACAAAAUGUGUUCAAAUCAUGACCCCGCCCCAGGGGUCACUUGAUUUUACAUAGGAAAAUCUUCAAAAAAAAAUUCUAAAAAAUAAACCAGAAGGCCUAGAGCUUAGAUAUUUAACAUGUAGCAUAGCCUAGUAGACCUCUACAAAAUUUGUUCAAAUUAUGACCCCGGGGUCAAAAUUGACCCCGCCCCAGGGGUCACUUGCUUUUACAUAGGAAAAUCUUCAAAAAAAAUUCUAAAAUAAACCAGAAGGCCUAAAUCUUAGAUAUUUGACAUAUAGCAUUGCUUAGUACACUUCUACAAAAUUUGUUCAAAUCAUGACGCCCGGGGUCAAAUUGACCCCGCACCAUGGGGUUACUUGAUUGUACAUAGAAAAAUCUUCAAAAUUUUGUAAAAAAAAACCCAGAAGCCCUAGAGCUUAGAUAUUUGCCUAGUGGACCUCUACAAAAUUUGUUCAAAUCUUGACCCCCCAUUGUCAAACUGACUCAGCCCCAGGGGUUACUUGAUUGUACAUCGGAAAAUCAUUAGUUUGACAUUUGAAACAUGUAGCUGAUUUUACUCAGGUGAGCGAUCCAGGGUCAUCAUGACCCUCUUGUUUAUAGUUACGUUUGAUUUCUUUUAAAAUUUGUGUUUGUUUACCAAUAUAAUUUGAAGUCUGUGUAUAUAAUGUUUACUUUAUUUCCCUUUCACAUUGAGUAAUUGAAAUAAGAGAAUGAUAUGAAUAGUACACCUUUAGACCAAGUAUUAAAUUUAUAUUUUGAAACUUUAAAAGAUUUGUAAAAUUUAAAAGAUUCGUUAAAAGUACCAAUAGGGCAUCCAAAGUAAUAGUACAACUAUUAUAUAUUGAGAUAUGUGAUCCAUUAUGCAGAGUGUAAUCAGAUAUUUGAAAACAAUGAAUAUAUUUUGAUGAAAUUAUGUUUAAGGGAAAAUGCGGAUAUGAUAUUGACCUUAUUUUAUAUUCAUUUUUAUACAAAUUAUUCUAAAAUAUCAUUUUUCUAAAGUAUACUCUCUAAUCAUUCAUAGUUUCAAGCUGGCACAUUCAUAGUGUGUACUCUUAGUUUUAGAACUAUUCCUAAUCAAUUUCUUAACGAUUGUUUCAUAUGGUACCAAUGAUAUUAUUACAAUAAUUACUUUUGUUAAAUAUGUAAAGGUAAAGUUUGAGUGUGUAAAAAAGUAAAAUGAUCUUUAAUUUCAAAAUUCUUUAAAAACAAUGGUUUGUUUCAUUUCCAUUUGUAAACAAGAUUAAAUACAUAAGUAACACAUAA